AUGUCUUCAAUUUUAAUCUGCUCAUAAUUCGAUGUCAGAUUCAUAGCAGCUCCUUCAUUGGCUACCAAAGUCUUAUACUAUAAAUUAGCGAAUCUACUAAUAGCCAGCUAACCGUUUAAAAUGAUCUAAUCUACCUAAGUAAUUUAAUUUUAUACAUAGGGAAGAUCACAACCUGUAGAAGGCACAUUAAGUAUGGAGUUUUAUAUCACACAGUCUAUCUAAAAUGAUAUCUAAACUAAAAUUUGCAAAUAUAAUAUUUAGCAGAGAUUCUUUAGUAACAUCUUUUAUUUUAUUUUGCUUAUUUCUUUGUUUAGUAUUUGUUUAUAUUAAUUAUUUAAUACAUAAAGUGCAUAUUCUGUCUUCUAUUUAAACUGA
This is a messenger RNA of Tetrahymena thermophila SB210, 375 nucleotides long. RefSeq names its product transmembrane protein, putative. NCBI's taxonomy places the organism in Eukaryota, Ciliophora, Oligohymenophorea, Hymenostomatida, Tetrahymenidae. The record is from RefSeq and is a predicted model, not a curated record. The transcript has a single exon.